Molecule: messenger RNA, 2053 nt
Organism: Schistosoma margrebowiei
Lineage: Eukaryota; Metazoa; Platyhelminthes; Trematoda; Strigeidida; Schistosomatidae
Source: the annotation of a GenBank genome assembly
ACACUUUCCGUUGUGAUUCUGACAUAGCGUGACAUACUCUUGCUGGCUAACAAAUACACUACUACUCACAUAUUCCUCGUUCUAUCUUCGUUUGUGAUUGAGUUAACUGAAGUCUAAAUCAAAUACUAUCAUUAUUUAUAGACUGUAAUUGGAAUAUAUCACAUUCUACGUUGGAUUAUAUCGCUGGAGAGUGCGUCAACCAGAGCGGAAUUACCCAGCAUCUACAAUUGUGGUUUCUUAGUACCGGAUCAAAGCUAAACACGCAUCAAUUUGGUGAACUUAAAAUCUGUUUUAUACUCCAAAUGGAUGAAUUCGAGGAGUACAGAAAUCCACUCACUAAGAGAUAUGCAAGCCGUGAGAUGGUGUGCAAUUUCGGAGAAAAGCGAAAAGUAAUCCUCUGGCGUCAACUGUGGAUAUGGUUAGCAGAGACACAAAAAGAGUUGGGAUUUGAUAUUACAGACGAACAGAUUGAUGAAAUGAAAAGUCAAAGAGAUUUAGUCGAUUUCGGGACUGCCGCAGCUGAAGAAAAGGCUCGGCGACAUGACGUGAUGGCGCAUGUAUACACUUUUGCUUUAGCUUGUCCAAAAGCUGCACCAAUCAUUCACCUCGGUGCAACAUCAUGUUUUGUUGGUGAUAACGCCGAUUUAAUCAUGCUUAAAGAUGGUUUAAAUAUACUUUUACCGAAGAUUGCUAGAUGUAUUGACCGGUUAGCUAAAAAAGCUAUGUUGCACAAGAGUUUAAUAUGUCUCGCUCGCACCCAUUUGCAACCCGCUCAACCUACUACAAUGGGUCGUAGAAUAUGUAUGUGGAUACAAGAUUUGUUAUUAGAUUUAGAGAAUCUAGAAAGGUUGAAGAACCACACAAUUCGUUUUCGUGGUGCUAAGGGUGCAGUAGGAACUCAAGCAUCUUUUAUGGAUCUAUUUCAAGGUGAUCAUCAAAAGGUUAUCAAAUUGGACGAAAUCUUAACCAAAAAGUCCGGAUUCCAGCGUUCUUGGUGUGUAACUGGUCAAACUUAUCCAAGAAAAGUAGACAGUGAGAUCUCUAACGUGUUGUCGAAUAUAGGUGCAACUGUUCAUAAAAUAUGCACCGAUAUACGACUGCUGAGUAGUUUUCACGAAGUUGAGGAACCUUUUGAAACCAAACAAAUCGGUUCAAGUGCAAUGCCAUAUAAACGUAAUCCUAUUCGUUCAGAAAGAGCAUGUUCUUUAGCACGUUAUCUAAUGCAUAUAUCGACUUCCAUGGUUUCUACAGCAUCUGUUCAGUGGCUUGAACGUUCACUAGAUGAUUCAGCUAUUCGUAGAAUUGUUCUCCCAGAAGCUUUUCUUGCAGCCGAUGCAUGUCUUAUUUUGCUACAAAACAUAGCUGAAGGAUUAAUAGUGUACCCAAUGGUAAUGGAAGCUAAUUUAAAUUCUGAACUUCCUUUCCUCGUUGUUGAACGUAUUUUAGUCAAAAUGGUGUCUGAAGGCGCAGCCAACCGUCAGGAAUGCCAUGAACGCCUUCGUAAGCAUAGUCAUGAAGCUGCUGCAGAAAUUAAAUUAAAGGGUUUAAAAAAUAGUCUCAUGGAUAAGUUACUUAACGAUGAUUAUUUUACCCCGAUACAUUCGUUACUCCCAAAUUUAUUAGAUCCAUCUUAUAUGAUCGGUCGUGCUGUUGAACAGGUGGAAGUAUUCUUGAACACUGAAGUUGAUCCAGCGAUUCACUCAUACAAAGAUUCUUUAGCACUGAACAGCAAUAUCACAAUUUGAUAUAAUAACUUUAUAAAUAGUCAAAUUGUAGUAAACUUUUACUUCAGUCCAUUUCUCUUGACAUGUUUGAAUAAUUAACUUUUGUUAUGGAUUUUUACUGCAAUUUUUCAAUUCUUUUGAUUUUAAUAUUGCUCUGAUUUUCUCCUUUUUUUUCUAUAAUAUUCAUUAAUUUGAUCCAAUCUUUGUGAUAUCUAUAAAAUUAAUUUUUAGGGUUCCAUGAUAUUGUUGAACGUUGAUUAGCCAAAUCAUGGUAUGUUACAAUGUUAUGUUCAAAUUGUAUAAAUCAUCAAAUAUAGCUCCGUUAAUUA